Phycomyces blakesleeanus NRRL 1555(-) is the source of this 2406-nucleotide messenger RNA. Its product is annotated as glycoside hydrolase family 36 protein. Gene Ontology annotation, biological process: carbohydrate catabolic process. Bases 65 to 2194 code for a protein of 709 amino acids. The transcript has 2 exons. Gene Ontology annotation, molecular function: alpha-galactosidase activity. The record is from RefSeq and is a predicted model, not a curated record. Lineage: Eukaryota; Fungi; Mucoromycota; Mucoromycetes; Mucorales; Phycomycetaceae.
CAUUUGUGUACAUUUUUCUUUUUUUCUUUUUUGGUCCAAAAACUCACGGCUAGUUUAUAUAGCCAUGAUUCUGACAAUUAUUGCUGCGUCUUUUAUCUUCUUCCCUGUUUCAUACGCAAUGUCACUAUUCGAUACUCUCAUAAAUAGCUCUCCACUAGUUAAUGCUCAUUACUUCCAUGACGGUUCAAGUCAUGCCCUAACAGAACAACUGGCAUCCCAGGACCGGACUCAGCACCCGCUUGUUUUUAAACAAGCCUUUGAAAAACUAACUGAAACCCGCUACGAACUCACUUAUUCAGUCAAAGCCCUGCGCGAUUCCGUCCGAUUACGCCAUCUGGAGUUUAUUAUGGACUUGCCUAUCAAAGGUCAUACUAUGAUGGCAGAAGGUUUCCAAAGCUGGAGUUUGUCCAAGGAAAUGGACAGCAACAGUCGCCUGUCAUCUAUUCCUACUCUUGUUGCCUGGAAAACUAAAUUUGAUCUUCAAAGUGAUUCUCCUUUUUAUAAUUACUCUGGAAAACCUGGUGUAAUUCACUCAAAUGGGUAUACCUAUUUCCGUGACCCAGAAGAAGAGAACAUCUUGUUCCUUGGCUCAGUAUCCGAAAACACCGGAUACACUUAUUUCCAAGCAGAUAUGAACAAGGGCCAUUUUAGUAUCUACAAAGAUAUCGAUGGCAAGAACCUCGCAAAAGGUGAAACCUUGGCCAUAAAGAUCUAUCUAGACUACCGCGAGGAUAUGAGCGCCAUCUGGAAGGAUUAUGCCGCUUAUUACCCAAAGCAAACCAAAGCUCCCCGCCGCCCAUUGACAGGCUGGACCUCUUGGUACAACACCUACGAGAAGAUCACCGAAUCAGAUGUACUGGACAACCUCAAUGCUAUCAAAGAACACAAGUACCCAAUCGACCUCUUCCAAAUCGACGACGGCUACGAAAUUGCUAUAGGCGACUGGCUUGACGUCGAUUCCGAAAAGUUUCCUCGAGGAAUGCAAAUACUGGCAACUGAAAUCAAAGAAGCAGGAUACCUUCCUGGAUUGUGGCUCGCUCCUUUUGCAGUAGGCGUAGACAGCAACAUAGUGAAAGAACAUAAGAGCUGGAUUGUGACAGACUCCCAGGGCAAUCUUCUCACCGCAGGCCCAAAUUGGGGAGGUUUCUAUAGCAUCGAUAUUUACAAUCCAGAGGUCCGCGGUUAUCUUCAACAAGUAUUUGACGUCGUUAUAGAGGAGUGGGGAUACGGUAUGCUCAAGCUCGACUUUCUGUUUGCGGCUGCCAUGAUCCCACGUAACGGAAAGUCUCGUGGUGAGAUUAUGUGGGAUGCCAUCGAGUUAAUCCAGGAGCUCACCAAUGAUCGCGCUAUUCUUCUCGGCUCCGGUGUUCCCCUUCCAUCUACCUGGGGCCGUCUGGACUAUUGCCGUAUAAGCAACGAUGCUUCACCUUGGUGGGAUAACUCUGUACUCCGACUGGCCAAUGUCAGAGAGCGUGUGUCGACUAGCAAUGCCUUGGUCUCAACCCUGCACAGAUGGCCAAUGCAGUCUAUGUUUGGUACUGAUCCAGAUGUCUUCUUUAUCCGAUCAGAAAACAACAAACUCACCGAGGAUGAACGUCACACCCUUUUCGCUAUAAACGUUAUCCUUGGCCAGAUGGCUCUGAUGUCUGACAAUGUAGACACUUAUUCCGACUCUGAGCACAAGCUUUAUGCAUCAUUAUUUCCAAAAGCAGAAACCGAAGUCGACGCAGUAAGACAGAUAUCCCCAGAUGUCUAUCAAAUAUCAUACCACAGCCACCGCCAUAACUACAGCACCUACAUAAACCUGUCUCCUGUACCGCAUUCCCUCAAGUUGUCUGAUCGCUAUUACUUCGAGCAAGACAACGUACUUUUAAGUGGACAGGUUGUGUGGCACAAGCCCUCUGAUACGAUUGAAUUACGACCACACCAGACUAGAACCCUACUUCAUGUAGAGAAUGGAUUCGCAGGAUCCACAGGACACAUAAUCCCUGGCUGGGAGAUUGAGAAUUGGGAGGGUUCUGAAGAAGGAUUAAAGAUCGAAAUUCGAGGUUCUCUAAAGAACGAAAACUUCAAGAUCUUUAUCCACAACGGCGAAGGCAUGCUCCCGGAAACAGUUUACAUCAAUGGUGAAGAAGCUGAUGUAGAACAUAUUUCUGUAGAGGGAGACCUGCACAUUGGCCAAGUAGUGGUCUGAAAACACCACGUAAUCGUUGUGUAGUAUAUACUAAUUCUAGAUUCCUUAUUGCUAACUAUCAUCUUUUAUCACAUACAUAUACAUAAAAAAAAAGUAUAAUUCCUUAUUGUAAUUUUUUUUAACAUGAUCAUGCUUUUUAAUGUACUUUAAGAUACCCCUCCAAAAAAGAAUCUUAAUAAAUUUGUGCGAUUUUAUACGUCUAAUGUCUCUUU